This is a messenger RNA of Fimicolochytrium jonesii, 1266 nucleotides long. RefSeq lists its product as uncharacterized. The transcript has 4 exons. The record is from RefSeq and is a predicted model, not a curated record. NCBI's taxonomy places the organism in Eukaryota, Fungi, Chytridiomycota, Chytridiomycetes, Spizellomycetales, Powellomycetaceae. Bases 40 to 1266 code for a protein of 408 amino acids.
GCCUAUUGUGAGCUCUCACGCCUCUAUGAGCGCCGUGGAAUGCGGCUGUUUUCCCCUAUCCCGCUGCGCAAAUCUCGAAUCCAGUCAUCUGUUUGGAUCGGCAUGCUGAUCCUAGGCACUCAUAUCCUGGGCUUGAGCCGAAGUCGCAUGGGGAAAUUCACCGAUGAACGCAAGCGGGAGCUGUGGGGGCAGUUUAUCAACGUGAAUGACAAGGUCUUCAAGGAUCGAAAGAAGCUUGGUCUCAAAUUUGAUGGGUCAAUCAGCACAAGCGGGUAUUCCGCUACCAUCCACUCCAAGAAGCCAGAGCUCAAGUAUGGGCUUCAGGCCCGGAAGCGCAGCAAGGCCGAAAUGCAGGAAGAAGUCAAGCAGCUGUAUUUUGAGCACCACAUCGCGGAACUACGGGUGGCUCCAAACAUUGUCUGCAUUGAUCCGGGCAAGCGUGACCUCCUGUUCUGUCGAGACAUCGAGAAGGAGCGGCCAUUUCGAUACACAUCCAAUCAACGGGCGGUCGAGACAAAGUCUCGGUACUUUCGAAGAGACAUGACAGAGCGAAAGAUCAAUGCCGGCAUCGCUGAGUUGGAAUCACAUAUUCCGUCACACGAGAGCAUGAACAUCGAGGCGUUCUCAGCGUUCAUUGUGGAUUACGAACAUGCGGGUAUGAUGUAUCAUGCAUUGUCUUCAAAUACAUGGGCUGACAUCCAUAUCCCAGAUCCCGCCCUGGAUGAGUUUUACCAGGAUGAGAUUCACGUGGCUCGCAGAUCCAAGGCGUUCUCACUGCGGCAAAAGUCUGAGGGCAAGCUCAUCAAGAACAUGCGACGCCUGUAUGGAAAGCAUUUUUCAGUCAUCUUGGGUGAUUGGAGCAAUGCUGGAAAAACCAUGCGCUUUCAGGAAUCAUCAAAGACCAAGGGAUUCCGCACACUCUUUGCAAGAAACAGCAUCCCAUGCUACUUGCUAGAUGAGUAUCGUACGUCCUCCGUGUGCCCAGACUGCCACGGCCGUGUGAAGAAAAACAUCCGACGCCGGCUGUCAUCUCGGCCAUGGCAAGCUCGAAAGGGAAGAAUGGAAUUUGUCCAUGGAUUGGUGGGUUGCCCCAACCCCGAAUGUAUCAACCAAGACUGGACGCCAUUUGAGAUUCCUGGAAGACGACCACUACGGAUGAAAGUGCACAAUCGGGACGUCCUAAGCACCAAGAAUUUCCUCUCGAUUGUGCGUUCGGUGGUGUUUGGCGAUGGCCGCAGACCAGACGCAUUCUCCCGUAACCGGUAG